AUGAAAAAUAUGAAUAUUCCUGAAGGAAGUAGUAAAUUAGUUGGGGGAGGAAAAGCUGAAGAAUCAAGAGGAAAGGAUAAUAACAAAAAAAACAAUGAAGAACAUAAUACAUCAUUUUAUUAUGAGGUGUAUCAUAAACUUAAGAUUUAUUAUGGAUAUUCUAUUAAUGAAGAAGAAAGAAAAAAUAAAUGUUUUUUAAAAAAUAAGAAUCCAUUAAAUGAAGUAACAAAACUUCAAGAUGAGCUAGUAACUUUUUUUGAUCAAAAUAUUGAAUUAUUUUCGAAUCCCUUUCAUUUUUUAAAUUAUGAAGAAGAUAAUAAUAUAAAUAAAAAUGAUUUAAAAAAUUAUCUAGGAACAAAAUAUCCCAACCUACUAAGUCUUAUGGAAGAUAUAAUAAAAUGUUCAUUAAUAAUAAAUAGAAAUGUGUAUUAUGUAUGUGAUUUAUUUAAUGAAGUAUACAAAAAAAUUGAAAAAAAUAACAUACAGACAGAAAUAAGUAAAACCAUAUAUAUUAAUGAAGUAUUAAAAGAAUGUAUUGAAAAAGAAAACUUAAUUAUUAUGAUAUUUUUAGAAAUAUUGAAAUAUAUAAAUAGAAAUGAAAAAGUAGGAGUAACAUUAGAUGGUGACAACAAAUCAAUGAAACAUGAUUAUUUUAGUGAAAGAGAAGAUAAUUAUACAGAUAAUGAAUUAAAAAAGAAUGAAGAAGUGAAAUCUUUUAGUGAUAAUAGUUCAUUAACUAAUAAUUCUUUGGCUAGUUUAAAUAUUUCUAAAAAAAAAAAAAAAAAAAAUAUUAAUAAUAAAAAAAUAAAUGGAGAUAAGUUUUCUUAUUAUAUAUUAGUUAACUUAACAGAGAAUGAUUUUGUUGAAAAUUUAUUUUUAGAAAUCGAUAAAAUAAUUAAAUUUUUAAUAAAAUUUGAUGGGAUAUGUGAUAAGACAGAAUAUGUAUUUAAUUAUAAAACACAUAAAAUAAAUAUAUUAUUUAAUUUACUAGAUUUAUUAUUUUUAUAUUUUUCUAAAUUUCAUGCAAAUAUAAAUAAUAUUUCAUCCAUUUUUAAAUCAAUAAAUCAUUUGGUUUCAACAAAAUAUUUUGAUUUCAUAUCAACAGAUUAUUAUGUUAAAGAGUUAGACAACCUUUUAUUUUUAGAGUCUCAAAAAAAAAAUAAAAAAAUUAUCAAGUACAUGAGAAAUCUUAAAAAUAGUAAACUUAUUUCACAAGCUGAUGAUUAUUAUAAGUUAGAUAUAAAUAUAUCAGAUUCAGCUUUGAAUAAGCUUGAUGAUUUUUCUGAAAAUGGAUUAAACCCUUCUGUUUCUAAGUCUAUUAAUUUUGACACAUCUACUAGUUUAUCAAAAAUAAAUCAACCAUUAGCAUCUGGAAUUACAAGCACACAAGAACAAAAUGUAAAUACAUCAACUGGUAUUGGAAAUACAAGUAAUGUACAUAAUAUAAUUGUAACGGGUCCUAACGAAAAUGUAACAAGCCUAAAUCAAAGAACCCAAAAUCCGUUAGAUGUAAAUUCAUUAAACAGGUUCGGUAAUAAUGCCUUAUCAAACGAUCAGAUAAAUUCAUCGACUUUUCAUUCUGAAGUGAAUAAUAUUGGUGGACGUAGUGGAAAUAUGAUAAAUGGUCAAAAUAAAUAUGGAAUAAAAAAUAAUAUAUUUAAUAAAUGUUUAGAUUGUACUGGAUAUUGGUAUAGUUGUAAUUGCAGUUUAAACAGUUUUGAAAAAUCUAGUCUUACAUUAUCAACACAGAUAAGUUUAUUAUUAAUAUUAUGUUUACAUCCAAAUAUAGAUAAAUAUGUUUAUGAGAAAAGGAAAAAUAUAAAAAUAAAUAAUUCACUAUCUACAGAUAGUACUAAUGUGGGUGUACAAUCAUCGGGUAAAGAACAUAUAAAUGAUCUUUUAGAGUUGAAAAAAAAAAAAAUAGAUUUUGAUAAUUUCCAUACACCAAUAAUAUGGAAAUAUAAUUGUAUGAGUACUGAAAAGGAUUAUAAACAUUUGAUGGGAAUGAAAAAUAAUUAUAUGAUUAGUGAGAAUUAUAUCACUGAAAAUAUAUCUUAUUAUUAUUCAUUUUUUAGUAAAAUAAGUGAUGCAAAAAAAAAAAAAAAAUAUAAUAAGAUUGAAGAAAAACCUGUUGAAGAAUUUUGGAAUGACAAAAAUCUUCAAGAUGCAUCUAACAAUGGAAUCACGAGAUCAUCUUCUACAUCUGAUUCAAACAUUUUGAUGUUAAAAUUUGUUAUAGGUUUAUUUAUUAAUAGUAAAGAAGAUAUAUUUUCAUCUAUUUUUGAUGAUAAUAUAUUUAAACUGUUAUACAGUUUUAUUUUAAAAAAAAUCUCAAGUUAUACUUUAAUAGGGAAUUUAAUUUUUCAUUUAUUUCACAGUAUUUUUUUAUCAUCUUUUAUAAAAAAUGGAAGAACAACAGAUUUAUGGAAUACAUUUAUAGAUAAUCAUAUAAAACGUGAUUUUAAUUUAAAAAGGAAAAAAAAAAUAGAUAGUAAAGAUAUGACCAUGCCUAAAGAUUUGCUAACUAAUUCAAUUAUUAAUAAAACAAGUUAUAUUCAAGAUGAUAUGGUAAUUCGUCCAAACUUUGAUGGUAUUCCUAGAAAUAUAACCCAACAUAGAAUGGGAUCAGAUUCUUUGUUAAAUAGAAGUAUUCAGAAUUCUUCAGAUCUUUAUAUGCAUCAAAAUACAUAUCGUAGUAUUCAUAACAAUAUAAUAUAUAUAUAUAAAAAAAAAGGUGAAUGUAUAAUUGAUAUAUUGAUUUUUUUAAAAAUAUUAUGUACAAAUUAUCCACGGUUAAUUACAAAAUAUGUAUGCAUCUUAAAAAAUAUAAUAAAUAGAUACCAUUCGAGAAUUAUGGAAUUUUCAGAAAUUGAUGAUACAUUUUAUCAUCAUAACUUAGAACAGAUUCAUGAAGUUGAUAAUAGUGGAAAUAGAAGUGGUUCUAAUGUAGUACCUAAUAGAGGUUUAAAAAAUGAGCAUGAAAAAUAUUCACAAUUAAAAGAAAAAAAAUAUUAUAACAUAAAUGAAGAAAGAAGAAUGAUAAUAAUGAAAUAUAGAAGUUUAAAAUUAAUUGCAGAAGAAAAAAUGAAAAUAUGUAUUGAUUUUUAUUCAGAUAUUUUUGUACAAAUUUUAGAUUUUGCAUCAGUUUUAUGUAAUAAUAUUUAUGAUUUAAAAAUAAUUGAAAAUGUUGUUAUGUGUUUUAAAACACCUUUAACAGCUAAUUUAAAUAUUUUCAAUUUAAUUAAAAAAUUAUUUAAUCAAUUUACUUGUGCAUUAAAUGGUAAAUUCAAUGAGUUUUCUAAGAUAACGAAUAAGCAACAUAUAUAUGAAAAAACACGUGGAAAUACAAAAUCGGGACUUGUUUUAAAUAAUAAUUUUAAUAUGAUAGAUGAUGAAACAAAUAAUGGUUUCAUUGAUUCUAUAAAUUUAGAUGCAACUAAUAGUGGUCAAAUUAGUGGAAAAAAUAGUAGAGAUUUAUAUAGAAAUGUAUUUGGAAGAGGUGCAAAUCUUUCAAGUAGUCAAAAUGUAACAACGGGUUCAAAUAAUAAUGCAAAUUUGUUUUCACCUUUUAAAGAUGUAAAUGGAAAAAAUGGAAAUGGGGAUGAAGAAUAUGAAGAUGGAAAUGAUUACAGAUAUGAUUAUGAUGAUGAUUAUUGCUCUAAUGCAUAUUUUACGUACAUAAAUUAUUUUAAAUUAAAUAUGUUAGAAAAAUUAUUUGAACAAAAUAAUUAUCUUAAAGAGAUUUUAAAAAAUAAUAAUGUUAUGGAAUUUCUUGAAAAGAAUAAUGCUUAUUUAAGAAAUUUGAUAAAAGAGAAUUAUCUUGUUGAAAAACAUAUAAAUGAUAAAAAAAUUUUUAAAAAUUAUGCAUCUAAUUUAGAUGCAUAUAAUAAAUUACUUUCUUAUGAAAAUGAUUAUACAGCAUCUGCUAGAGAUGCAAAUAAAAUAUUACAAGACAUAGAACAAAGUAAUAAUAAAUUAAAAUUAUUUUUAGAUUUCAAAGGAGUGACAUCAUUAUUUGGAGUUCAAAUAAAUCCAAUCUCAGAUGUUGGAGGGUUACAAAAUAAUUUAGAUCCUAACACAUUGGCACUUCAAGGUUCGAUGUCCAACUUUUUAGAAAAUUUACUUGAAGAAAAAAAUUGUAUAAAUUAUUUAUUGGCAGAUAAUAAAGUAGCAGACAAUUUGUUAAGAGAAAAUAAUAUACUAAAGUAUGAAUAUAAUAAAUAUAAUAUGAUUGAUUUAUUUUUUAAAAAUAAAAUGGAAGAAAGUCAGUUAGAUAAUAUAAAAAGUAUAAUGCUUACAGAAUAUAAUGUAAAUAAAAUAUUGUCUCAUGAAAAACGAUUCAAAAUAUUAAAAACAAAUUUUGAUGGAUCCUAUAAUAAUAAAGAAGCUAUAAAAUUAUUUUUUGAAGAUAAUAAAGAAGCAAUAAACUUUUUUAAAGAUAAAAAAUAUGAACCUCCUAUUUUUAAAGAUGAUGAUUCAAGUUCAUUAAAUGAAAAUAUUAUGAAUAGAGCUAAAGUAAUUUUAAAAAGAGAAUUAGAAGAUGAUUCAAAAAGUUAUAUAGAUGCAAGAUAUUUAUUAAAUAACAUUUUUGAAAAAAGAUUCUAUCCAUAUAAUUGUAUAAAGAUGUUAGAAAAAUGUUUACUUUUUUUAUCAUCUGUUAAUAAUAAUAAAUUAUGUUAUUACAUGCCAUUAAAUAAAAAUUUAUUAGUAGAUUACAUUUUAUUAGAGCAAUAUGAAAGUACUAGUGGAAAUACAGCAGGUGGUGGACCUAUUGAUAUAGCAAACAUGCAUCUACAUGAAAAUAAUAAUAUGAACAGGUUAUUUCCAGAUGAAGAUGAAAAGAACCCAUUUAGAAUCCGAAAUAAAAAAUAUAAUAAUAUGAUAUCUUUAAUAGAUACACAAAAUUAUACAAAUACAACUCAAUUUAAAAAUGUAUUUAUACAUAAUUUGAAUAUGCAUAGUAAUAAAAUAUCUCAAGAUAAACAUAAAAUUGUUAAACAUUAUAAAACAUUACAUCUAUUAGAUAUGUUAUAUGAAAUAGUUAAGACAAAAGGAAAUUCAUCUUUAGAUUUAUUAAAUUUAAAAUGUUUAUCUCUUGAAAUAUUAUGUUCAAGUUUUGUAAAAAAUUCAUCAUCUGCUUUAUCAGUUCUUUGUACUAUCACUAAUAUUUUUCCUGAUAUAUUUUUAGAUGUUGUAAAACAGUUUAAAGAACAGAAUGAUAAUCUUAAAAAAAAGUUAGACUAUUUAGAUAAAGAAGCAUCUAUCGAUCAUUCAAAAUACAAAAAGGUAGAUCAAUUGGCAACUAGCUUAUCAGUUCCAAAUAUUAAUCUUAAAGUUAUUAUUAUAUUUAUGAAGUGUGUUAAUUUUUUACUUUAUAUGAUUGGAAUAAAAAGAAAAUUUAAUAUGUCCCUAACAAAGAUAUGGUAUUUUUUUAAUAAUAUUGAAAAAAUUGAAGAAAUCGAUUUUAAAAUGAAAUCAAAAAGAUCAGUGAAUCCAAAUAGUAAGACAAAGAAUACUGCAUUCUUUGAUAUCUUUUACAAUUUUGAUAACUUCUUUGAUGAAAUUGAUAAUGAACAAAAUAGUGAGGAUGCAGAAAAUGAUAAAGAUGGAAAUAGUAAUGGUCUAUCAUUCAAUAUUUCAAAUUUAGAUGGAUCAAAUAAUAUUGGUAAUGGCAUAAUUGGAAAUAAGAGUGGUGUAGAAAAGGACAGAAAAAAAAAUACAAAAAAUAUAAAAAAUAAUUUAGAGCAAGGAAUGAAUAAUAAUAAUACAAUUGGAGGUAGUAGUAAUGAAAUAAAUGCAAAUGAUUUUGAAGAUGGUGAAAAUAAUGAUAUAUAUGAAAAAUGUUUAAAAAAAAAAUUAAUGAUAGGAGAUGAUGAUAAAAAUGUUUGUAAGCAUUUAAUAAUUUUAACUAAUUAUAUUGUUCAGAAUAUUUUUUAUAAUUUAAUAAAUAAUUUUAUUUUAAAAAAAAUAAGGGAUCAAAAAUAUGAGUCAGAAGAUUUUUUAGAUGAAAAUAUUAAAUUAGAAAUUUUUAUGAACAAGCAAGAAAAUUCAAUGUUUAAAAGGAGAUAUAAUUAUUAUAUUAAUAAAUCAAAAAAUAUUGAAUCACAAAUUAUUACUAUGCAAAAUGAUGUAAAUACUAACACAUCUAAUAUAUAUCAAAUUGAACAAGUUCUUAGACAAAAUAAUAUAACUUUUGAGCCUUAUAUAAAUUCACAGAAAAUGUUUGAUAAAGCUUUUUCAUCAAAUUUGGGUGGCAAUUUAUCUACAUCUAUUCCUACAAAUUCUUUGAACCCAUUUUCAAGUAAUCUUGGUAUCGGAGCAUCUACAUCUCAAUUAGGCACAACCUCAUUAGGUUUAAACAAUUCGAAUACCAUGUCUUUGUUUAAGCAAGAUAACAAGGGAACGAAUUUCUCAAGCAUGUUUAAUAGUGGGAAUACUCAAACUAGUGCAUUAGGUGGUGCAUCAGCUCUUAAUACAUCUAGUUUUAACACCUCCAGUAACUUCUUGAACCCAUCUCAAGCAAACACCCCAUCUCAUUCCGUUAUGGAUUCUCAAAGAACCAUGUUUGCAUCUACAUCGAGACUAAUUUCACCAUCUCAAGAAACAUUAGGAUUAAAUAGUGCAUCUAGUAAUAUAGCCCGUGAUCCAUCUAAUGCUUCUUUAUUUAAUACAACCACUUCUGCCAAUAAUAAUUUAUUCAAACCACAAACCGGAUUAAAUAUGUUUUCUUCUAACAAUUCAGGAGCCAAUAAUUCCAACCUAUUUUCAGCUAACCAGUCAAAUACAACGGGAUUAUUUGGAGGUUCAAAUGUGGGGAAUACCGGUUCUAAUCUUAAUGAUCCUAAAGGUAAUAGCUUAUUUGGAUCGAACAUGCAAGCUAACAAAACGAAUCCAGCUAGCUCAUCAUUUGGAAGUAUGUUCAAUCAAACAGGAGGUGCAUCUAAUACAAGUGGGACUUCUUUAGGAUUAGGUAGUGGAUUUGGUUUGGGUUCAAGACCAGGAAUGAAUACAAGCAAUAAUUUAAUGUUAAAUAAUAUGGAUUCUAAAAAUACUCAAUUAGGAACAACCCUUGGUGCAUCUACCAGUACAUCUCUUUUUGGAGCAAAUAGAAAUACCUCAACUUUGACAAAUAAUAAUGUAUUUUCCAGCACCACAAAUACAAAUAGUUUAUUGAAUCCUAGCCAAAAUAAUAGUGGUUCUAAUUUAUUUAAUAAGAGCCCACUAGGUGGUGCAUCUAACACAAUAUCAAAUAAUAGUAAUUUAUUUUCAUCAACAACUGGAUCUACAUCUUUAUUUGGAUCAAAUACAACUCCCCAAACAUCAACAUUUGGAAAUGCAACAAACAGUAUGAGUCAAACUACAUCAUCAUCUCUAUUCAAUAAUACUUUUGGAUCUCAACAAAAUAAUGCUGCAUCUAGCAAUAAUUUAUUGGGUCUAUCAUCAACUGGUCAAGGAAUGAAUCAGCAAUCGUCGCUCUUUAGUAAUAACAAUAUGGGAUUUUCAAACAACUUGAUGGGAAAUAGAGGAAAUAAUUCAUACCUGUUUGGAAAUGGAGCAAAUCAAAAUCUUAUGAGCAAUAAUACAAGUUUAUUUAGUACAGGAAAUAUUUAUUCACAUCUAGGAAAUGAACAAAACAAUUUACAAAAUAUAUUAACAAGAGAAGGUAUUCAAAAUGUAACUCAAUUAAAAGAAUAUUAUGAAGAAUUGAAAAUAAAAACAAAUGUAUUAAAUGCUGAAAUAUAUAAAAGUAAAAUGGAAUUAAAAAAGAAUGAAUAUAAUUUACAGAAAGAAAAAAAGAUUCAAUUGAUAAAGGAAAAAAAAUUACGAUAUAUGAAAUCUAAAUCAGAUAUAAAUUUCAAAGAAAAAGAAAUGUAUAUAUUAAUAAUAUUAGUAUUUAUGUAUUUUAAAUUAAUAUUAAAAGGUCCAUUACCAUCAACAAAAAAUAAUAAAAAAUUAAAUACAGUAAUGAAUGAAAGAUUUGAUUAUUUAUGUGACUUUAGACCUACUAUGUAUUUAUUUGAACAAAUAUUAGGAGAAUCAAAUAGAUUCAUGAAUACAUUUUUUAAUGUAAUAUUUUUAGAUAAUAUACUUCAUGAAGAAAAUAAAAAUUUGGAAAAAAUUAUAUCAAAAUAUAAGAAUGACACAGAUUAUAUUACUAUAUAUAAUAAAAAAAAAACAUUAUUUAAAAAAAAUAUUGGAGCAGAAGAUGAAAAUGAUGUAUCAGAACAAUUUAGUGAUUUAAAAAAUGUUGAAAAUAAUUUAUUUACAACACUUACACCUGAAGCAUAUUAUAAAAAAAAAAUGGAAUAUAUUACUUGUUCAUAUUCAAAGGAAAAUUAUAAUAAUUUACUUUUUCAUAAAAUAAAAUCAUUAGGGUUAAGUAUUUUAAAGAUUCUAUUUGAGCGUGAUGUUUUAUUUAUACAUAUGUACAACCAAUGGAAAAACGAGAAAAUAUUACAUGAAAAACUAAAUAAAUUUCAUUUAAGUUUUAAUACUAUAAAUAAUAAUGGAACUAAUAAUAUGACAAGUUCAAAUGUAAAUGAUUCUACAUCUGGGUCUUUAUUAAAUAAUAACAAUUUUAAUAUGCUUACUACAAAUUUGAAUAAUGUAAAUUCGAGAGGGGAUGAACAGAUAAGAGAAGGUAUAGAAGGUGGUACAUCUACUGGUGCAGAUGGAAAAGAAAUAAAUUUUACAGAAUCAUUAUGUACACCUAUAUGUGUACAUAAUUUUUUACUUAAAAAUAUUAAUAUAAACUCUAGUACUACUUAUCUAAUUCUAUUAUUAAAAAACUUUUUCCGUAGUAGUGAAAUUAAUAAAAUAAUUAUAUAUUUUAUUUUACAAAUAAUUAUACGAGAUACUAAAACAACGAUCAAUAUAUUAAAAAGAGAUGCAGAUUCAUUUAAUUAUUUAAAAUAUGCAUUAAAAAUUUUAUUUAUAUAUAAUUUAAAUCAACAAAAAUUUAAUAAUUCCUAUAUUAUAUCAAAUAGAGAGAUUAAGAUGCAAAACAUUUUGAAUAAUUUUAUUGAUAUCCCUUUAAUGUACUACUUAAAAAAGAAGAGUAAUAUGAAAACAAAAUAUUUUAUGGCAAAUAGUAGAAAAAAUAGUGAACUUUAUGAUCGAUUUAAAAAGAGUUCUGUAGAAGGAAAUGAAGUUUUAAAUACAUCUAAUUGGCUAUCAUAUAUUAAUAAACAAAAUGGUGGAAAUAAUGAAGUAGAUGAUGUUGAUAUGGAUUAUCAAGUUGAUAAAAAUAAAUUAGAAACGGAUGAAUCAAAUUUCGGUUUAAAAACAAAAGAACAAGGAAACUAUUUAUUUGAUGAAACUGAAGAAGGGAAUUAUUUAAAAUAUAUGGAUGAUGAUAGUACAAAUAGUUCAUAUAGUAGUUACAAUAGUGAAACUAGCGAUAGUGAAUAUAAAAAAUUCAGCAGUAUUGAUAAUGGGGCACAUACAGGAUUAAAUGAUAGUUAUGGUUUAAAAAAUGAAAUGGUAUUAAAAUAUAAAAACUUUAAAUUAAAAAAUUCAAAACGAAAUAAAUCAAAAUAUGUUUAUGAUUAUUUAUCAGAUAGUGAUUUAAUAGAUACUAUAAAAAGUAAAAAGAUAUGUAUAUUUUAUGACAACAAAGAAAAAGAUGAAGAAAAUGACAAUAUAACAUUUUAUAAUAUAUCGUCUGAAAAUAUAAAUGAUAAUUAUUCAAAAAAUGAUUAUUAUAAUGAAAUAAAAUCAAUUAAUUAUAAUAUAACGGGUUUUUGUAGUUCCUAUAACUUUUUACCAAUAAAUAAUUUUUAUACAGAGAAAUAUGACUUUAUAGAAAAUGAGCUUGUUUAUAUGAGUGAUUUAAAAUUAUAUUUUUACAUCAAAUCUUUUAAGAGACAUUCUUAUUUUACUAAACUUUUAAAUAUUGAAAAGGUUAGUCCUACAUCUGAAAAUGAUAAAUAUAAAACAAACAUAACAGAAAAUGGAGACAUGAAUGAUGAUAGUAAUUAUGGAAGCACAAAAAGUAAUUCAUCACCAAGUUUGAGAAGAAAUAAUUUUGAUUAUUUUUCUGCAACACCAAAUAAAAAAAUAAUAAUAAAUGAAAAUGAUAAUAAUAUAAGAGGUCCCAAAAUUGAAAAUAAAGAUUUAAAAUUUCCAGGAAAUAAUAAAACUGAAUCAGAUGAUGAACAAAAUGAUGUAGAAAAAAUUGUUGAAGAAGAAAUAAAAGUAUUUGAUUUUUACAACAAAUUAAAUAAACUUAAUGAGAAUAUGUUAUUUCCUAAUAUAUUUUAUGAUAGUAGAGGUGAUAAAAUGAAAUAUAUAGAAUAUAUUAAAAAGGUAGCUGAAAGGGAACAAAAAGAAACGGAUGGGAAAUAUAAAAACAUAUUAGGCCCAAUAAAUAAUAUUUUAAAAACAAAAAAAAAUGAAAUAGAAAAACAAUUAUCUAUAGAAUUAAGAAAAAAAUAUAUAUAUAUUAAUAAUGAAUAUUGUGAAUGGAUUGAACUAAGCCAUUUAUUGAAUGUCGAUAUAGAUUAUAAUGAUAUACGAGGAGGGUUAAAUAAAAAUAAUAGUGUUUUAAAUAAUUAUAGUAGAAUGCCAAUUACAAAAUUAAUUUUAUAUUUUUAUGAAAUUAUUACAAGAAAAUUUUUAUUUUUAAAUAAUUCUGAUUCAUUAAUUGAAAGUUGUGUCUUGUCAUUAUUAGGUUUAUCAUUUAUUCCUUCGAAACAAAUGGAUAGAAAAAAUUUAAUAACAAGUAUUGAUGAAUCAUUAGAAUUAGAAGAGAACAGUUUCUUAAACUCGUUGAUAAAAAGUGUAAUUAUAAAUUUUUCAAACUAUGAGCAUAUAUCAGAAACAAUUAAAGUAGGCUACAAUAAUAGCAUUGUUGAAAUGGCAAACCAAAAUAAAGAUAAAAAAAAAAGAUUACUAUCAAAUGAAGAAUCAAAUAGAUUUGAUUUUGAUGAUGAUCUACUUAUUAAUGGUGAUGAUGAAGAAGAGAGUGUUCAGGGAAAUUAUACAAACAAACUGGAUAAUGAAAAUAAUUUUUUUAACAAUGAUGAUAUAUAUAAAAUGGGUUCUGGAUUAAGUACCGAUAAUUCAAAAAAUGUAUUAUUAAAUAAGAAGAGAAAAGAUUAUUAUAAAAAAAAUAUAUUUUUAAAUAAUUCCAACAAUCUAAAACAAUAUAAUACUUUUGAAAAAAAUAUAUAUUUUAUAAAAAGUUUAAAUAUUAUAUAUAUGAUGUCUAAAAAUAAAAAAAUAAAAGAGUACAUAAUAAAUUUAAUAAACACAAUGUGGUAUAACAAGUAUAAUGUAUUCUACUAUAUUACUCAAAAUGUAAAUAUCGACAAAUUGAAGGAUACUGAAAAGAUUAUAUUUUUUAAAGUGUCAUUACACAUUUUAAAUAUAUUUAUUCCUAUACUAGAUCAUAUAUUAAAUAAUAUAGAUAAACAUGUUGGUAAAUUUAUUAAUUUAAGUUUUCCAAAUGAUAAAGAAGAUAAUAAUUCGGUCGAAGUUUUUGAAUCAGCUGAUAAUAAUGCAUCUAAUGAAUCAGCAAACAAAAAUAAUAAUGCAGGUCCACAAAAAUAUUGUAACAUUUUUCAUAUAAUAAAUAAAGAAAAUUUUAAUCAACGAAAAAAUUUAUUUGAAUUUUUAAAUCCAAUAUUUACAUUUGAUAAUGUUCAGAACUUUAUAAACCAUUAUAUUAAUAUUGUAAAGAAUUAUAAUGACAAUUAUUUAAAGCAUUAUAUUUAUCACUAUUAUUUAUUUAAUUACGAUUUUGAGUUUCAAAGAGUUUAUAAUUAUUCCAAUUUAGAGCAUAUACAUUAUAUAAAAAGUAAUAAAGGAUCUAAUGAAAUAAAUGAAAAAUGUUUUGAUACAAAAGGUAGAAUUAAUGAAUAUAAUAAAAAGAAUGUACAUUUGUUAUAUACAAAUAUAAUCAAUGUGUAUGUCAACUUUUGUAAAAUACUUAACAGUUAUAAAGUCAAUGAAGAUGGCAAUUUUACAUUUAGUAGUCCAAAAUACAUAGGAAACGAUAUUAAUGGUGAUGAAAGUUGUAACAUUGUUGAUGACCUGAAAAAUAGAAUACUAAAACCAAUGCAUAUGGAAAAUGAAACAGGAUUUAAUUUUGAAGAUUUAAAUGAAAUAAUAGGAAAUAAAUCUUAUUUAUUAAAAUUUUUAGAUGAUUAUUAUUUAAAUGGUGAAGCAUCUAAAGAAACAAAAAAAGAGCAUCUUGAAAAAAAUGUAUAUAUUUAUAAUAGUAUAAAUUAUUUAAAUAUAAAUUAUAAAAAUUGGUUACUUGUUUAUAAAACAUAUAUAGAAAAAAUAACAUAUUUAGUAGAUUUAAUUUUAAAAAUAAAAAAUAAUACUAUAAAAAAAAAAAUAUAUUAUUUAAAAAAUUAUUUUUAUAUAGUAAAUAAUAUACAAAGACAUUUAAAAAAUGUAACAAGCUUAAUAAAAUCAUCACAUUACAUAAAUUUUAAUAUUCAGAUUACUCCAAUUCUUUUUAUUGUAUAUUUAUUUAUAACGAUAUUCUUUUUAUCUCAUAAUAAUAAGUUUGCCUUUAGAUAUUUGUCUUGUAUUAAUAAAGGUUUCCAUAAUUUAUUUAAGGGAAAGAAUAUGCUUGAUUUUAAAAAUACACAAAAUGUUGAUGAAGAUGAAGAAGAAGAUGAAGAAGAAAAUGCUAAAAAUAGUAACGACCGAAAUAGUGGCACAAUAAAACAGAAUAAAAAAAUAAAAUUUUAUGAUGAAAUAAAUGGUUCUAAAAAAGAUAGAAAAGAAUCAGAUGCACAUCUAUAUGAUAACACCGAAUUUAAGAUUGAUCAUUUGAAAUAUAAUAAAAAAUUGAAAAUGUCUUCUGUUUUUUCUAAGCAAAUAUUAACAAGAGAAUUUCAAAAUAAUAUAAUAAAUAUUCCAAAAACAUAUAAUCAAGAUGGUAAUACAAAUUUAAUUAAUAACUUUGAUAAAAAAAUCGGAAUCGGAUAUAACAAUAAUGAUUCAUAUAUGCAAGGUAAUGGAAUAGAAACCAUUUUAAAUUUACAAAAAGGUGAAUUAUAUAAAUCUGGUUUUUUUAUUAAUAAUGGAUAUAAUAAUCAUGUAGGUUCAAAAAGUUCUGGUGAAGAUAAAUUAUAUUAUGACAUACAUAGUGAAUAUUAUAAAUUAAUUUUAAAAAGUAAUGAGUUUUUUGGAGACUUACUACAACUUCUAAUAAUAUUAAUAACUAAAAAACAUCCGGUUUUGAAUAAAUAUACAAUUAUAUAUAUAUAUGAAUGUUUAUAUACAUUAUUAAAUAUAUAUCAUUAUAGUUAUACAUAUGCUGAAAAGGAACAUAAUGCAAAAAAUAAUAAAAAUAUGUUUAUAUCGUUAAUUAAAAGGAUUGAUCAGAAUAUUUUAAAUGAAUUUAUUAGUACAUUAUUUACUGAUUCAUAUAAGAAUUUUUUUACAAAUACAAACUCAACAAUUCCAAUUUAUUUUUACAAUAAUAUAUAUAAAUUUAUUGAUUAUAAUACAGAAAUAUUUAUGAUGAAAAAUAAUGAGGAGCUAACGGAUGGUGCAUCUAUUUUAGAACCCAAAAAUCGAAUGACAAUGAAUAAUUUUAUAGAUUCAGAUGAUAGUGAUAUAGGAAAUUAUUUUAUGAAUAAAGAACAGAAGCAUAUAAAACAAAAAAAAAAAGUACAUUUUGCAGAUUCAGAACCUACGAAAAUGGUUAGUCCAAAUAAAGCAGAUGUAAAUAUUAAUGGAGAAAAUACUGGUCUUAUAAAUCUAAAUUUUAAAAAUAAUUUUGAAAAUAAAAUUCAUUUAAAUAGUAGAAGUUUAAAUUUAUAUGAAGAAAUAUAUUGUAGUAACUUUUUAUAUAAUAAAAAUGAUUUGAAUUUGCUUAGUAUAAACUUGUUAAUAUUUUUACUAACCAGGAUAGGUAUAUAUGAAAUAGAUAUAAAGAUAGAUGAAAAUAAUGUAAAGAAUUUAAUAAAAGGAAACUUAUUUAUAUUUGACAAGAAUGCUGAAAAUGAAAAUGAAAAUGAAAAUAAAAUAUUACACACAUGUUUCUUGUUAAGUGCUUUAUGUGACACAUCGUAUAUUAAUGAGUUUGUUUCAAACGAAGAUUUAUUUAGUUUAUUUUUAAAAAGUAAUAUAUUUAAUAAUUUAUAUGAAUAUAAAUUUAAUUACUUAUCAAAUAGUAUAUCAUUUUUAACGUUUCCUACAAACUUUCUAGAAAAUAAGAAUAUAUAUAUACCACUUCCAAUGUUAAUUAUAUCAUAUAUUACAGUAAUUUUAAAAGUUGUCGAUAAAAAGGGAUUACAAUUAUUUAAUAUAAUAGGAAAAUGGAUAACAAAAAAUAUUAGCAUUUUUACAAACCAUUUAAUAGUUAAUAAUUAUCUUAUGAAAUCUCAUGAAAUAGCUCAUGAAAUAAAUAAUUUUACAACAUACAAUCAUAAUCUUGUAUAUAAAUGUUUAUGUUAUGCAUCUACAUGUAACUUUACAAAAGAACCAUCAAGUGAUAGUACAAACUCACCAACAAGACCUCUAAACUUUUCCCAAGCAUCAAGAAAUGCAAGAUCUAGUAAAGAAUCAGAUCCAAAUGCUAGUAAAAGAAAUACAGAAAAUUUAAUAAAUCAUGCUAAUGUUAAGCUUGUUAAUUUAGAUAUAAUAUAUUCUAGUACUUACUACUUAUUAAGGUUAUAUAAAAAUUAUCUUUUAUAUAUCCAUCAAAAUUAUUUAAGUUUAAAAAAAUUACAAAUUGUUGAAAAUAUGAAUAAGAGAAAAAAAAAUAAAUCAAAAAAAAUAAAACAAAAUUUAACAUAUAUGGAAGAUGAAAUAAUUAAUAAGAAAGGAAAUAUAGGAGGAAUAGAUGGUUCUAAAAAUAUAUCUAGUAAUGAGUUUAGUGAUGAGAAUGGGAUAAAUAAUGGAGUACCAAUACAAAAACAAAAUUAUUCUGGAAAUAAUUAUGAUACAAAUUAUUCUGAAUAUGAAAGUGAUGACAAUAGUGAUUUUAGUGAUGAUGAGGAUAGUGAAAGUCAAGAUAAUGAUGAGGAAAAUAUUCGAGGAACAGAUUCAAUAAAAUCUAAUUUUUCAAAAUUAAUAAAUUCUGUAUAUAAUAAUAAAAAUAGUCAAUUUAUAAUGGGCAAUUAUAAUGAUCAAAAUGUAUUUAGUAAUAAUAAUAUGAACAAUAUUUUAGGUAAUACUAGUAGUAGUGGAUUUAUUGAAAAUAAUUAUUUUUAUAUAGAUAAAGGUUUAAGUUUUGAAUUUAAUGAAAUAUCUCUAAACAUAUGUAAUAUAAUAAAAGAACAUACAUAUAUACUUCAAUAUGUUAAAGAUUUAUUAAAUAUUUUAUCGAUUUUUGUUAUAUAUGAUAUAAGUUUGAGAGAUGAAAAUGAAUUGAUGACAACCGAUAUAGAUAGUCAUAAAGAAAAUAGAGGAGAUAAUUAUCUAAGUAGUAAAGGUGAUAGUCAUAUUGAUGAAAGUAAUUAUAAUUAUGAUACAAGAGAGAUGAGGAGAAAGAAUAUAAGAACACAUAGAAUAUUACAAAAUAUUAUUCCGAAAUAUUCCAUAAAAUUUCAUUGUAUUAAUUUAUGUUUGGAUAUAAUCGAAUAUGAUAUUGGAAUAUAUGAUGAAUAUGUACAACAAUAUAAAACAAAAUAUUAUGAAUAUAUAAAAAUUGUAUUAAAAGUAUUUAUGAAUACUUCCUUUUAUUAUAUUAAUAUUAUUAAAUAUGAAAACAAACAUAUGCUAAAAAGUGUAUCUAUGGCAAUGAAAAAAUUAACUAACAUUAUUUUCUUUUUACUAACAAACUUAACAAGGAAAGAAAAAACAACUGAUGAAGAUAAAAAAAAGCAUGCUCUAUUAAAUAAGUUUUUAUAUGAUAAAAGUGGAUAUAAAAAGAAUGCACAUGAAAUAACAACAGAAUUAUUUAAUUGUGAGGAUAACAUUUUUACUGAUAAAAAAUGUUCUUUAGAUAAUAUUAAAAAGUUUUUAGAAAAUACAGAAAUUGAUAUACAUGUUUUAAAAAAAAUAUUAACAUGCAUUAUUUAUUUUACCUUUGCUAUGCUAAAUAAUCAAAAAGUAAAUAAAAUUAAUAUUGAAAAUAUUAACCUUAAUCAUAUUAAUAAAAUUAAUUUGAAAAAAAUUGCAAACACUUACUUAGAAAAUAAUAACAUCUUAAAAGUUUUUACAUUUAUAUUACAAAGAUCGACUCAGAUUUAUUAUCUUUUAUACAACUAUGCAAUGGAGUCAUAG
Molecule: messenger RNA, 16197 nt
Organism: Plasmodium vinckei vinckei
Lineage: Eukaryota; Apicomplexa; Aconoidasida; Haemosporida; Plasmodiidae
Product: conserved Plasmodium protein, unknown function
Exons: 1
Coding region: 1-16197 (5398 amino acids)
Source: RefSeq, a predicted model, not a curated record